AUGGCGUUUUUUAUAUGCCCUUACUUUGCUACAUCGAAACGCGAAACGCGUCAGUUUUCGAGAAAUAAUGGAAAUGAUGCAUCAAGUCAUGCAAAGUUUGAUGAAUAUAGUGUAUCAGACAAAAACAAAAGUCCCAAAAAACGUAUAAUUGAGAAUGAUCAGGAGACUUCCGCCAAGGCCGUAGUUUUGAACAAUCGUGGUGGGAAUGACACCCAUGGUACCUUACUAGUAGUACCGAAUCUUUCACCGAAUUCCCGUUAUGCUUCUCAAGCUGCGAUACAAACUUCCUCUAAUUGUUAUGAUGCGGUUACCGCUUCGACAACGGCGAGUUUAAAAAUGUUAAAAUUGUUAGGAUGA
This is a messenger RNA of Rhizophagus irregularis DAOM 181602=DAOM 197198, 357 nucleotides long. Lineage: Eukaryota; Fungi; Glomeromycota; Glomeromycetes; Glomerales; Glomeraceae. The record is from RefSeq and is a predicted model, not a curated record.